GCAUCACUUUGAGGAUUGAAUCAUUUGUCGUGGCGGUGCAUUUGCGUGGACAACAAAGCCCAUUGACAAGUACGCUGGCGGUGUCGCAGGGCUAAAAAUAAGGCAGGGGCCCGCGGGCGGCGGCAAGCAGCGCGAGGCGAAAGGCAAUCGCAAUCGCGGCUGCUUCUACGAGGCAGUUAGUGUCGAGUGUCUGUGGGGCAGGGCGGCAUGAAGCGCAGCGUGAGCGCCGACCGGGCGCCGCGGCCGCACGAGCUGCAGCCGUUCAACAACGUGAAGCCGGCGCGGCCGACGCUGCGGGCGUCGAGCGUGGGCUGCGACGUGCGCUGCGGCUGCCAGUUCUUCGGCACCGACUCGCUGCUGCCCGAGAGGCGCGCCCUCAUGCUGGCAGGCCGGCCCCUGGGCAUGGUGCCGCCCUCGUCCGCCUCCAGCUCGCCCAGCGGCAGCUUCCGCUCGCCGGUGCCCAACCGGACGGGCGUCCUCCGCCGCGAGGCCUUCAUCGCCGGACGCACCCGCUCCUCCGAAGCCGCCGCCGGGGACCACGAAUACGAGCCCGUGUCCCCGCGCCGACCUCCACAGGUCCUGGUUUCUGGACCUUACGAUCGAUACGAGCCUGAAUUAGGAAUGGCACCAGGGCGGGAAGGCUCCAACGACAGUAACGACAGAAUUCUCAAGGAGAAAAAAUUCCUGCACCACGACUCAUUUGACGAUGAAAUGACGUACUUCCGACGAGCUCCGCUGAACCAGCAGAACAGCGAGGAAGACCGCAUUAUGGCCAUAGAUGAACAUGAUCACGGAAUUGAGCGCGAGGAUGCGGCCCCAUCACCUGCGGGUACUGCAAGUUCAAGAACAGACAUUGAGCUCAAUACAAGCCAGGUUGAUUCCUCAGCCCUGGAGGAUUUACCGCUGUCCCGAGAGGCACGCAGGAAACAGCGCCUGGAGAACGAAGCGGAGGAGAGGGGCCCCGGUGCCGCCGCGCGCAGCCUGCAGAGCAUCAGAAACCAGGCCGGCCGCCUUCGCGCCAAGAUGCGGGCGAUGAAGCGGCCCAAGAUCAACCUGCCCGACCGACCCAAAUUCAACAUGCCGGAGAGGCCGAAAUUCAAAAUGCCCGAGCGGCCCAAGUUCAAAAUGCCGGAAAGGCCUAAAUUCAAUCUUCCGGAUAGGCCGAAAUUUAACCUUCCCGAGAGGCCCAAAUUCAACUUCCCAGACAGGCCGAAAUUCAAGAUGCCUGAAAGGCCAAAUUUUAACUUCCCGAGCAUCAGCCUGCCGCGUCCGCGCCGCGUGCUGCGCGAGAAGAAUGGCGAGGAGCAGUCGGUGCACACGGACACGCCAAUGGUAGAUACGCCGAGCAAACGCAACUAUUUCGACUUCAAGACCUACCCGCGGCUGUUCGACCGCAAGAACAAGCGCCGCGAGUUGAACAUCAGCGCGCCGAUGCAGGUGCGGGCGCCACGUCUUCCUCCGGUUGAAUUUCACUACGACGAUGAAGAGGAGGACAUGGAUCCGAUCAAACCGGAGCUGCCGCCGCGUCGCAGGGGCUCGCAGGACAGCAGCAAGAACCGCUGGGCCAGCAAGUUCUCCGAACUCGAGUACAUGGACGAGGAGAACUAUAAGGAGCUGCGCAAAAACGGCUCUGUGCAGCCCUUUGACGACGAGGACGAGGAUGAAGAAAUCCGGCAGCUGCAGAAGGAGCUGCGCAAACAGCACUCGAACGAUUCGGAGCAGGAGUGCUCGGAGUCGCUGUCCGGCUUCCGGGACAGGGACUUCGGUUACACGUUGUCGCUGGUGAACCGGCAGGCCACACCGCUGAACAACCAGCAGCGGCAGCAGAACGUCAUCGUCCCUCUGGACGACGAGGAGGAGAUCAGUCUGCCUGGAUCGGACCAGGAGGUGAACCACUCGUCGGGCAGCAGUUCGGACAGACGGCGGCAGGGCGUCCUCGAGGAGAUCAGCUCGGAUGAAUUCUUUCUACGCGAGAAGGGGGUUAGUCAGGACGACGUCGACGUUGAGAGGUACCUCUCGAGGGAGAUCAAGGAGACCUUCCGCCCGACAGUGGACACGGAGGCGCUGCUCAUGGAAAACUCGACCGUCAACGAGGCCGACCUGGCAAGGACCUACCGCGGCACCCCUGAACGCAUCAGUCCGAGCCACAAGGCACGUCCACCGCGCAAGACAAGGUCCAUCAAGAACUCGUCCAACCUGAGCACCCCGCCGGCCUCCGAGGUCGUCACCAAGGAUAAGGAGGAGGACGAGCAGGAGCAGGAGGUGGAGAAGAAAGAGAAUAAGGAGGAUACGUCGUGGUACUUUAACACGUUCCCUCCCAACAAGCCAACCAGGGAAAGAAGGCGGCAGCUCCGCCACGAGCGGCACAAGGCGAGCACGAUGACUCGCAAGGCUGGGCCCAAGGCUCCACAGCGCAAGACCAAGACCAGGUCUGAGUUCACCAUCGGCAACACCAGCGACUGGAGCGUCGCGCCUGAUCAGGAAUGGCUCAAUAAUCUUGAAUCGCACAUCGUACCAAAAGAGGUGGAAGCGCAGUCAAAUGAGCCGGAUUACAUUAUUCCUGAAGUCGAAACUCCUUCUGCGCCAAAACGUGGCAGGAAGCAGUCUAAACGCCCAGACGAAGACGCGCGCUCCUACAUCUCGUAUGUGUCCAAGGCGUCCGACAUGACAGAGGAGCCGGGCUACGCGUACGUGGUGAAGCCGGGUGUGAUUUCAUACGAGCAGACGCAGGCGACGCCUCCGCCGAGGCGCGCCAGGCAGUUCCCGACCGCGCAGCGCAGAAAGAAGUCGCGUCCGCUGAGCGGCAAUGGCGCCAGCCACUUCUUCACCAUGCCGCACCGCAAGCCGAUGCCGGUGCGUCCCUCGCGCAACUACGCCACCCUCGGGCCGUCGCGGCCUCCGCGGAGGCAGCGCAGAGCCUCGCUGGAGGACGUGCGCAGCGAGAGCCUUCAGUCGGGCGCCGUGAUUCAGAAGAUGAAGGAGAGGCCGCUGCCGCCACCACCGCGUCCUCCGAGGAAGGAACGCGGCCAGGACGGAGAUCUCGACGCCAUGGAAGCCGAGUUCGCGGCCAUGUCCGAGAACGCGCCACUGGCCGAUGACGAGGACUUGGACAUCAUCAGGAGCCCUGAGCCGCAAACCGCCAAGAAAGACGUCAGCCCCACGCAGAGCGAGGAGCACGUGAUAUCUGCCCACUUGACUCUAGAAAAUUCAGAGAUAGUGGUGAUCCAAGAAGAUGUUAAAUCUGAAAAAGAUGACCAAAAGGUGCCUGUUGAAGCUCCAAGAGAAGUUGCUCCAGAAACUCAGGACGAAGUUCCUUCAGUUCCUGCCGAGGCUGAUACGGAAAUUCCUUCAUCAACUCAGAUAGAGCAGGAAGAUCAGGAAAGAUUCAUCGAACCUGAAGAAGGGAUAGAACUACCAGAUGAAAUUGAGAGACUCCAGGAAUCUUUUCCCGAUGUUGCCUUGCCAAUUGAAGAACCAACCCCUGAGCUUAAAGUCCAGGAAGCUUUCCAAGAAUCCCCAGCUCAAAUUCCACAGGAACACCCAGCUGAAAUUGUAGUGGAACCUCCUGUCCAGGUGGUGGUAGUUGAGGCCUCUGAAAAAUAUCCAGAGGUGUCUGUUGAGGCUGUUCCUCAGCUUCCAAUUGAGGCCGUCGAAGUGCCAUCAAGAGCAGCAGAGCCUAGCAUUGUGUCAUAUGAGCAGGAGCCACAAGUGGAAUCCGUUGUUUCUCUUGUGGAGCCUGUUAUUCCACAAGUAGAAGAAGUGAUUCCGCAGGUCGAGUCGGUUAUAGAAGAGCCUGUUUUGGUCGAAGAUGUAGUUCCAAGCAACCAAGAAAUUUCAACGCAAUUUGACGAACCCUGCGUUGAGGAAGUGACAGUCUCGACUCAAACCGACCCCCUACCUGAGGAUGUACUCAUUGGUGAAAUAGUACCUGCAGAAACAGAAGACGUCGCUUGUGGACCUUCAGAGGUCCAAGAGGUCCAACAUCAUCAACAACAACAACAGCCAAUAGUUGAAGCACCUGUCUUGGCGGCACCAGUUUCCUCAUCCUCUUCACAAAACGAACUGGCUCCGGCGGUGGCGGCCCUUCUGGAGGCCCUGCGCGCCGGACAGCUGCGCCUGGACCUUCUGGACGUGGGCAGGCUGAGCGUCAGUGAGCUGCAGGCGGGACGGAUGCUCGUCUCGGACAUUGAGGGCAUGAACCUCAACGUAGCUGACCUGCACAGCAACAGCGGCGCCCUGGUGCUCAGCUCGGUGCAGGCGCCGAUGGACGCGCUGGCCGAGGCCCUGCUGGCCGCCGCGCAAAGGAUGAUACCUCCACCACCACCACCCCCACAAAUCAUCCACGUGCCGUCGCCACCACCACCCCACUCGGACAUGCAGUGUCAAACGCAAACACCUAAAUCGACCCCGCCUCGGCAGCCCUCUCAGGCAAUCGAGGAUGUGGUGGAGGCCGCAGAAGCACAGCAGUUGGAGGUGCAAGAAGUGAGCAUUUCGAGGUACUCACCGUUGCCCGUAUUCACCACGGAGCAGGUGUUGGCGCUGCAGGCAGCCGCCCUGAGCAGCGUGACCCGCGAAAGGUCAAGAGAUCGCUCGAUGCCUCCACCGCCGCCAACGACCGAUUUCGGCGCCCCUCCCCCUCCCUUCCAGCAGCAGCAGCAGCAGGACGUUGACCCUGGCAUUUUGGAAUUGGGCAACAGGUUGGCCAGGGCGUGUUGUUGCGCCACCCUCUCUGCCCUGCGGAGGGUGGUCACGUACACUGAGCAGCAGGCGAACAGUUUGGCCGACGAAACGCGCGAGCGGAGUGGCCUGCAGAUGGCGCUGUGCGUGGUGCUGGUGCUCGUGGCCGGCAUCAUUCUGGUCGCCAGCAUGGGCGGCAACGGCGACGCGGUGCACCACCACCACUGGGACUUUUACAUGCCAAAGUGACACGUUCGUGCUAGCUAGUGAGCCUUGGUUUUUGUAUAAAUUUAAUAAUGUUUAUUGCUUGUAUUCUUGUAAAGGUUGUAAAUAAAGAGGGAAUGAAUUUUAAAACACCUUUA
This is a messenger RNA of Cloeon dipterum, 5039 nucleotides long. Its product is annotated as titin-like. The record is from RefSeq and is a predicted model, not a curated record. Lineage: Eukaryota; Metazoa; Arthropoda; Insecta; Ephemeroptera; Baetidae. Bases 208 to 4926 code for a protein of 1572 amino acids. The transcript has 5 exons.